UUCGUCGUUGACAGAAGGAAGGAAGCAACCGACCAAAUCCAAUCCAAUCCCAGCAGAGGGGAUGAUGGGGAAGGGAGAGGCCCCGGCUCCGCGUGAGCCCGAGGAGGAGGAGGAGGACACCGGAGGCGUCGUCAAGCUCAUCAGCGCCGAGGGUUUCGAGUUCGUCGUCGAUAAGAAGGCGGCCAUGGUCUCCAACACCCUGCGCAACAUGCUCACAUCGCCAGGCGGAUUCUCCGAGACACGCCAGGGCGAGGUCCGCUUCCCGGAGAUCUCUACCCACGUCCUCGAGAAGAUCUGCCAGUACUUCUACUGGUCGCUCCAUUACUCCAGUGGGAAGGAGACGACGGAGUUUCCAAUUGAGCCCGAGAUAACCCUGGAGCUGAUGAUGGCUGCAAACUACCUUGACACUUGAGGAGGAUGAAGUUGAAGGGCCAACUGUUGUGGCAACUCAGGUGUAUUAUGAAUGGAUGAAACAAGUAGUGAACUAUCCCCACCUUGUUUACAUCCAGCAACCAUACGACCUGAUGUGAUCUAACCUGGUGUAGUGUAAUGAAGGAAUGUAAGCAUGGAAUGAGACAUGUAACUUUUGUGCAAGUAUUUUUCUAAUCCGCUAGCAGUGUGUUACAGCCUGUGAUUGUUGGUGCCUAAGACAAACGAAAAAGAAAUAAUCUGUAGCACCUUCCUUUUUGCUGUGGGACUAGUUGAAUCCUCCCUUCA
Molecule: messenger RNA, 717 nt
Organism: Setaria italica (foxtail millet)
Lineage: Eukaryota; Viridiplantae; Streptophyta; Magnoliopsida; Poales; Poaceae
Product: elongin-C
Exons: 3
Coding region: 62-412 (116 amino acids)
Biological process (GO): ubiquitin-dependent protein catabolic process
Cellular component (GO): elongin complex
Molecular function (GO): protein-macromolecule adaptor activity
Source: RefSeq, a predicted model, not a curated record